AUGUAGAAUUUAAUUUCUCUUUUUUAAGGGCCCAAUAUGUUUCCUCCUAUGAAUUAAUAGGUAGUAUAAUACAGAAGAACAGUGAGAGUAAUACAUAUGUUUAUGAAUACAAGAAUUUAUAAUAAAAUGCACGAAAUAAGAUUUUAGAAUUGAACAUAAUUUCUAAAUCAUGGAUUCGUUAAUGGAAACAAUAUCUACAGUAUGAUGAAAACCAAUAAUAUUAAUUUAAUUAAGGUAACUAAAAAGUAAGUAAACAUAUUUAUUUAAAAGCCUGGACCUGUUAAUUCUGAUUUAAAAUCCGAUGAAGUUUUUCUAUUCAAUUAUCCAAAUAAAAAUCCUUUAAAUUAAAAAAUAGUAAAAUUAGAUCCAGAAGAUUAUGUUUUGGUAAGUAAUUUAUUUAAAUAGUAGGUUGGAAAUGAUUUGAUGAAUAUGUGGCAUUUAGAAUUUGGAUCUGAUUUAAUUAUAAAUAGAUAAAUCACUUUUAACGAAAAGUCUUAACCUAUUUCAAAUGUAAAUUUAAGAAGAGUAUUUAUUAAAUACAUAUAAUAGCAAGAAGUAUAUUUAAAAGUUUAAAAUUCUAUUCGAGGUAUAAUUUAAGUAGAUGAAGAAUAUUAAAUUAAAUAGUGGAUUGAAUUAAUAAAAUAAGCAAUUAAAUGCGAAUAUUAAUUGGAUUGUGAGAAUAUAAGAUUGUGGAAGCAUAAACACUAUGCUGCUAAUUUAGCUAUUAAGCAAAUAGAAUAAUAUAAUGGUAAAUUUAAUGGAUAAAUAUUGGAUGAAUUAUUAAAAGUAAAAGAAUAUUAAGCUGACUUAAUUAUUAUUGAUAUUUAAUAGAAUGGAUAAUGGCAAUAUGAAUAGUUAGAUUUGAAAGUAAAAUUAGAUUUUAUAAUAAUAGACUUCUUGUUAAGAAGAAUUUAAAUAUUUAUUCGUUAAAGCUUAUAAAGGAUGUGGUAGAUUUUAUUGUGAUAAAAAUUAUUGUAAUGAUAAUCCCAAUUUUGCUUAAUUUCAAUUUGAAAAAGCUAGUUUAUAAUAAUUUCUCAUUGAAUCAUUUAAAGAAGAUAGUAUUGAUUGGAAAGAAGUUUGUUGGAAUACUGAUUAAGAAUUAAAACCAAUUUAANCUAUGAAUUAAUAGGUAGUAUAAUACAGAAGAACAGUGAGAGUAAUACAUAUGUUUAUGAAUACAAGAAUUUAUAAUAAAAUGCACGAAAUAAGAUUUUAGAAUUGAACAUAAUUUCUAAAUCAUGGAUUCGUUAAUGGAAACAAUAUCUACAGUAUGAUGAAAACCAAUAAUAUUAAUUUAAUUAAGGUAACUAAAAAGUAAGUAAACAUAUUUAUUUAAAAGCCUGGACCUGUUAAUUCUGAUUUAAAAUCCGAUGAAGUUUUUCUAUUCAAUUAUCCAAAUAAAAAUCCUUUAAAUUAAAAAAUAGUAAAAUUAGAUCCAGAAGAUUAUGUUUUGGUAAGUAAUUUAUUUAAAUAGUAGGUUGGAAAUGAUUUGAUGAAUAUGUGGCAUUUAGAAUUUGGAUCUGAUUUAAUUAUAAAUAGAUAAAUCACUUUUAACGAAAAGUCUUAACCUAUUUCAAAUGUAAAUUUAAGAAGAGUAUUUAUUAAAUACAUAUAAUAGCAAGAAGUAUAUUUAAAAGUUUAAAAUUCUAUUCGAGGUAUAAUUUAAGUAGAUGAAGAAUAUUAAAUUAAAUAGUGGAUUGAAUUAAUAAAAUAAGCAAUUAAAUGCGAAUAUUAAUUGGAUUGUGAGAAUAUAAGAUUGUGGAAGCAUAAACACUAUGCUGCUAAUUUAGCUAUUAAGCAAAUAGAAUAAUAUAAUGGUAAAUUUAAUGGAUAAAUAUUGGAUGAAUUAUUAAAAGUAAAAGAAUAUUAAGCUGACUUAAUUAUUAUUGAUAUUUAAUAGAAUGGAUAAUGGCAAUAUGAAUAGUUAGAUUUGAAAGUAAAAUUAGAUUUUAUAAUAAUAGACUUCUUGUUAAGAAGAAUUUAAAUAUUUAUUCGUUAAAGCUUAUAAAGGAUGUGGUAGAUUUUAUUGUGAUAAAAAUUAUUGUAAUGAUAAUCCCAAUUUUGCUUAAUUUCAAUUUGAAAAAGCUAGUUUAUAAUAAUUUCUCAUUGAAUCAUUUAAAGAAGAUAGUAUUGAUUGGAAAGAAGUUUGUUGGAAUACUGAUUAAGAAUUAAAACCAAUUUAAGAAAUUAAAGAGGAUUUUAUAAAAUAAAUAAAUGAAUUGACAAAUUAUCCAAAUAGUUUUGGAGCUUCAUUCAUUUAAGAUUUUAAUGGUUCUUAUGAAUCAAUAUUUAUAAAUAAUAGCAAUCCUAGAUUGAAUAUAGUUAUAUUAAAUGAAUUAAAUAAGUUCAUUGAUUUUCAUAUAUUAAAAGAUUGGAUAAAAAAUCUUUAUAGAUCUAAAUAGACGAGUUCAUUAAAAUUGAGAUCAAUAUUAAUGAUUUUACAUUUUAGUUGUUUUAAUUAAAUUUUCAAUGAAUAAAAAUCAAACAAUUUAUUUGACUUUGUAUCAGGUUUAGAUAAAGAAAGUAAAAAUUAGUUAUCUAUAUAUUUAACUUUUCUUCCAACAUAAUAAUUUAAUAGUAUAAUUGAAAACUUAACUAAAAAUUUGUCUAAAUUUAUUAAAAAAUAAUCACAAUAAGCAAUUUAAUUGUUAUAUAAAGAAGACAUUUAAUAUUUAAAAAAUCAACUUGAAUUGUUAUAAAUAUUUUACUAUUCUAAUGAGAAGCAGAAAAGAAUGAAUAAUGAUAAAUUUAUAAUGAAAGAAGUUAUAAAAUUUUAUCCAUAACAAGGUGAUUUAUAAGAAUAUAAAUAAUUUGCAAGUUAUAACAAAAAAUAGUAUGAAAAUUAUUAUUUUACAUUUUGUCAAUAUCCAUGGAUAAUUCCAAUAGAAUUUAAAUAUUAAAUAUUAACUUUGGAUUCAAGAUUUAAUUAAAGAAAUUAAGGAGGAGAUUUUUUUUUUUAACAAAUAGGAGUUUUUCCGACUAAAUAAUUGUUAAUAGAUAGAAAUGAUAUAGUGAAUAGUGCAUUAGAAUAACUAUCAAAGCCAGAAUUAAAUUUAAAGUCUAAACUAUUAAUAGUAUUUAAAGGAGAAGAAGGAAUAGAUUAAGGAGGUUUAACAAGAGAGUUUUUUUCAUUAUUAACUUAAAAACUUUUUGAUAUUUAAUUUACAAUGUUUGUUCCAAGAUGUAAUAAUACAGUAAUAUGGUUCAAUAAAUAUCACUUAGAGAUGCCUAUAAAGUUUGAAUUAAUUGGAAUGCUAUUAGGAUUGGCUCUUUAUAAUUAAGGUAAAUUAAUUAUUAAUGUUAUUAGUAUUGUUAGAUAUAAAUUUUCCUUUGUUAGUUUUUAAAAAGUUAAUGAAUGAGUAAGUUACAUUUGAAGAUUUGAAAGAAUUAGAUUUAGAUACAUAUUAAUCUUUAAUGUAUUUAAGUGAAUAUGAAAAGGAUGAUGUAGAGUAAAAUUUUGCUUUAAAUUUUUCAAUAACAGAAUAUGACAUUUGGGGAUAACCAUAAAAUAUUGAUUUAAUAGUAAGAUUAAAAUUAAUUAUUAGUAAAAUGGAUCAUAAAUAAAUGUCACAUAAAAAAAUAAAAAUUAAUAUAUAAAAGCAUGUACAAACUAUUAUUUAAAUGAAUCAAUUAAUAAAGAGUUUUAAUAUUUUUAUAGAGGUUUUUGGAAGGUUGUGGAUGGAAAUGGAAUAAAAUUGUUAACAGGAACAGAAUUGUAAACAAUGAUUUUAGGAUAAAAGAUUAUAGAUAUGGUAGAAUUAGAAAAAUCUACAAAAUAUGAUGGAUUUGAUAAGAAUUCUGAUUAUAUACAAACAUUUUGGGCAUUUAUACAUUCAUUAGACGAAUAAUAAAAGAAGAAAUUUUUAUUCUUUUGCACAGGAUCAGAUAGAGUUCCUGUUGGAGGAUUAAAGUCUUUGAAAUUUGUUAUUUAAAAACAUGGUGAAGGUAUAAAUCAGAUUUAAAUAUAAUAGAAACUGAAUAAUUACCAUCAGCACAUACAUGUUUUAAUAUAUUUUUAUUGCCUAAAUAUGAUUCAGUUGAAAAGAUGGUAACAAAAUUACAGAUUGCUUUAGAAAACAGUGAAGGAUUUGGAUUGAUGUGAUUGAUUACAUAUUUAUGAAUUUUAUAAGUUUGUGA
Molecule: messenger RNA, 4137 nt
Organism: Paramecium sonneborni
Lineage: Eukaryota; Ciliophora; Oligohymenophorea; Peniculida; Parameciidae
Source: the annotation of a GenBank genome assembly